Molecule: messenger RNA, 3488 nt
Organism: Oncorhynchus tshawytscha (Chinook salmon)
Lineage: Eukaryota; Metazoa; Chordata; Actinopteri; Salmoniformes; Salmonidae
Product: RAC-beta serine/threonine-protein kinase
Exons: 12
Coding region: 207-1652 (481 amino acids)
Biological process (GO): protein phosphorylation
Molecular function (GO): ATP binding; protein serine/threonine kinase activity
Source: RefSeq, a predicted model, not a curated record
UUCACAUAUAUACAUCCAGUGAAAUAUCUGUCUCCUUGUUCUAUCUGUGAUAUAACUGAAGCACCAGCAAUAACAAGGGACUGAAGGCACUGUGAGACAUUUUCGUCAGAGACACAUCUGACUCCCUUCCCCAGCAGUCACAGCUCCCCUUCCCUGUAUUUCCCCUGUGACCCUCACCCUGAGCCCCAGCAGUCCUCCGCCCCAGCAUGAAUGACAUCAGUGUGGUCAGAGAGGGCUGGCUCCAUAAGAGGGGAGAGUACAUUAAGACGUGGAGGCCGCGGUACUUCAUCCUGAAGAGUGAUGGCUCCUUCAUCGGCUACAAGGAGAAGCCAGAGAUGUCGUCCGACCACAGCCUCCCACCCCUCAACAACUUCUCUGUGGCAGAGUGCCAGCUGAUGAAGACAGAACGGCCCAGGCCCAACACGUUUGUCAUCCGCUGCCUACAGUGGACCACAGUCAUAGAGCGCACCUUCCACGUGGAGAGUAACGAGGAAAGGGAGGAAUGGAUGCGGGCAAUCCAAGCGGUGGCCAACGGCCUGAAGACGCGAGUGGAAGAGGCUCCCAUGGACAUAACGUUUGGCUCCCCCAGCGACUGCAGCGGCAUGGAGGAGAUGGAGGUGGCCAUGUCCAAAUCCCGUAACAAAGUGACCAUGAGUGACUUUGACUACCUGAAGCUGCUGGGGAAGGGGACGUUUGGUAAGGUGAUCCUGGUGAAGGAGAAGGCCACAGGGAUGUACUACGCCAUGAAGAUCCUGAGGAAAGAAGUCAUAAUCGCUAAGGAUGAGGUAGCACACACGGUAACAGAAAGCAGAGUCCUUCAGAAUACGAGGCAUCCCUUCUUAACGACACUGAAAUACGCGUUCCAAACACAUGACCGGCUAUGCUUUGUGAUGGAAUAUGCAAACGGAGGAGAGCUGUUCUUUCACUUGUCACGGGACCGCGUGUUCACAGAAGACCGGGCACGGUUCUACGGUGCGGAGAUUGUGUCUGCGCUGGAGUACCUCCACUCACGGGACGUUGUCUACAGAGACCUGAAGCUGGAGAACUUAAUGCUGGAUAAAGAUGGACACAUAAAGAUCACAGAUUUUGGACUGUGUAAAGAGGGAAUCACAGACGGGGCUACCAUGAAGACCUUUUGUGGGACUCCAGAAUACCUUGCACCUGAGGUAUUAGAGGACAAUGACUACGGCCGAGCGGUGGACUGGUGGGGUCUAGGUGUGGUCAUGUACGAGAUGAUGUGCGGUCGACUGCCCUUCUACAACCAGGACCAUGAGCGGUUGUUUGAGCUCAUUCUCAUGGAGGAGAUCCGCUUCCCCAAGAACCUGGCCCCCGAAGCCAAGGCCCUGCUUGCUGGCCUGCUCAAAAAGGAUCCCAAGCAGAGGCUUGGAGGUGGACAAGAAGAUGCCAAAGAUGUGAUGACACAGAAGUUCUUCACCAGCAUCAACUGGCAGGAUGUGGUAGAGAGGAAGCUCUUGCCUCCCUUCAAGCCCCAGGUGACGUCAGAGACGGACACCCGCUACUUUGACGACGAGUUCACAGCACAAACCAUCACCGUAACGCCCCCGGACAAGUACGACAGCUUAGACUCAGAAGACCAGAACCAGCGCACUCACUUCCCUCAGUUCUCUUACUCUGCCAGCAUACGGGAGUGACCUCUCACAUGCGUGCACACACUCACAUGAGCAAGCAGGCUAACACACGUUCACACACACUCGCACUGCUGGGGAAUUGGGAUGACACAAACUGACACUCUCUCAAACAAACACACUUGCACAACACACACACUCUGACACCGAGAAGCGGUGGAAACAUGGAUCCAAGAGCAUGACGUGAUGACUGACCUCAGCAGGCCUGUGUGGAUAGACUGGCGGCCUUGUCUCUCAUUCUGACGGGACCAGGUGGAACCGGACAGGGCCGCCCUUGGCCAUGCCUGCAGGACCCUGCCUGUCUACCCACCACACUACCACUACACUGGGCACAUCAAAGCAUCAACAGCACUUCACCAUCCCUGGGUUAUGCCAGCAGAUACCACAUCACCAGCCGAACGCAUGCUUCACCGAUCCAACACACACACUUUGACAAGCAACACCUAAAACCUCCCAUACACUGCAGAUUUUGUUUUUACUACUGGAUAAAAAAUAAGUCCAAACAAAUGUAGAAACACAUGAAAGGAGAAAAAUAUUUUUAAACUAAUUUUUCUUUUGAUUGUUACGGUUUUAAAAGCCAUAUUUCUGCAGGUUUUUUUUUACGAGUGCUCUUGCUGAAAACUUGCUGUUACAAAUCGUGUGGACUGUUCCUACAGAGAGAAAGCGGGUCAGGGAGAGAAUGAGGGGUGUGUGUACCUCUGAGGGUAGCCAUUUCCCUGCUUGCACUGUGCAUGUGUGAAUGAAUGUGUUUGUAUGUUUGAGUGUGUGGAAGGAGAAUGUAUGAACAACCAUUUGAAUCUCAACAUCUGUUUUACGUUUAUGCAUUUGCUUGUAUCUGUUUUGGAUUCUGUACGACGGCUAAAUGAGGAGAGUUUUAAAGGGAAAGAAGAGAGGUGGUGGAGCUUCCCUGUGGAUUGACUUGUUCCUCUGGUGGUUAGAAUGCUCAGGAUGAAAUAAGAGAAGGGGGAAGAGUAGAAGUGACCACAGCAAUUAACAUUGUUCUAGUAGCUGUCACGUUCUGAGCAGAAAUAUCCAGGAGAAUAGCUGUCAAUCAUUUGUUCCAAACUUUUUAUUUUGAAUUAUCGAUGUAAAGAUCUUUUUUCUUUUUACUUUUUUUUUUGAAGAUCAUUGGGAUGUUCCCAUAUUUAAGAAUGCAAACUAUUAAAUCAUGGAUCACUUAUUUGUGAUGAGGCUAGACUGACUGAUAAAUUGACACUUCAGUUAUUUAACGGUCGAUAUUGAAGGUUGUGGUUCGUAUUUUCAAGGUAAUGUAAGUGACAGAUUAAGUCCUUUGUCGGGAUGUCAGAGUAGGACCAUUGAACUAGGGUUGGGGUUAGUUCAAUUCAGUUAAUGUAGGAUGUCAACUGAGUUAACGUCAUGGAUUGAAACCCUAACCCUGGUGUGAAACCGAUGCUGUAUAUAAUGACAAGAUGGUAUUGUCUCUGCCCUAACAAUGGGAGUCGUUGUCUCGAAGGCAGUCGUUCUGCUUAUCACUGUAUUCCCUUGUGGACAGAUUUUUAUAUUUUUCUCUUUUACCUCACUCUUCCUCUCUGUGUGAACUUCCCACUAUUCACCUGUCCUGAAUGCAUGUGUACACCCCCUGUCUGACCUAUAGCUGACCUAUAGAGGAGUGGUUUGGGUGAAACAACCAUUGUGUUUCACAGUCAAGUGGUGUGAUGUAUUUCAUUUUUGUUGCCCUUUUCAAAGAUUCCUUCACUCAAGGAUCAUUAAGACCAUGUUUCUUUUCAUUGAUUUGUGGUCCAACUAUUCCUUACUUUGGGAGACAUUGUCUCAUUUAAAUUUAUAUUAUAUCAAAAAAUAUAUAAAAUAAGUUUAAACAUG